This is a messenger RNA of Striga hermonthica, 1068 nucleotides long. The record is from the annotation of a GenBank genome assembly. NCBI's taxonomy places the organism in Eukaryota, Viridiplantae, Streptophyta, Magnoliopsida, Lamiales, Orobanchaceae.
AUGCCCUCGAUAAAGAAAGUAGCCGCCGCCGAGACUUACCCGCCAAGCUCCCCGCCACCGCCGCCAGUGGUGGUGGUGAGAAAGUACAAGGAAGAGAGUGACAAGGCGGCUGUAGAGGAACUCGAGCGGCGGUGUGAGGUGGGCCAGCCUGGAAAACCGUCCCUGGUCACCGACCUCAUGGGAGACCCGGCUGCGAGAGUUCGUAAUUUCACGAGGCUCGGUAUCGGCACAAAACUCGUUCGCGAAUUGGAAAAAUGGUGCAAACGAAACGGUGCCGAAUAUGCAUACAUGGCAACAGAAUACAACAACCAGCCUUCUCUAAAUUUGUUCACGAAGAAAUGCAACUAUGUCAAAUUUCGCAAUCCCAGCGUAUUAGUACAACCCGUUCAUCUACACUCCAAGCCGUUAUCCUCCGAUGUAAUGAUCGUUCGGAUUCCACCACAACUGGUGGAACUAGUCUAUCGAGACAUAUUUGCAAACUCUGAGUUCUUUCCGAAAGACAUCGACUGUCUACUAAGCAACAAACUCAGUCUAGGCACUUUCAUGGCCUUACCAAAGAAAUCCCUCUCGAAAUGGAACCCUAAAACCGACAAGUUGCCAUCCUCUUUUGCUAUCCUCAGCGUUUGGGACACUAAGGAGGUUUACAGGUUGCAAGUGAAGGGCGUCUCGGUCAUUACGCACAUCGCGUGCCUAGGGACUAGGGUUUUGGAUGCCAUGGUUCCAUGGCUAAAAAUCCCAUCUUUCCCUAAUGUGUUUGAGAAUUUCGGAUAUUAUUUCUUGUACGGGCUCUACAUGCAAGGCAGGGAAGGGUCUCGACUAAUGAGAAAUUUGUGCAAAUUCGCGUAUAAUAUGGCUAGAGCCGAUGUCGGUUGUAGGGUCGUGGUGGCCGAGGUAGGGCAAAUGGACCCUGUAAGAGAGGCCAUUCCACAUUGGAAGAAGUUCUCUUGGGACGAGGAUGUUUGGUGCAUAAAGCCACUUUUUGGGCAAGUUAAGGAAAAUAAUUACCAUGAAUGGUAUAGGUCUUCGGUUUCUUCUUCAGUUAUAUUUGUUGAUCCGCGUGAUAUUUGA